Molecule: messenger RNA, 1991 nt
Organism: Phacochoerus africanus (Common warthog)
Lineage: Eukaryota; Metazoa; Chordata; Mammalia; Artiodactyla; Suidae
Gene: IGFLR1
Product: IGF like family receptor 1
Source: RefSeq, a predicted model, not a curated record
GCCCAGGGGGCUAGAGGGACUGUUUGGGUGGGGCUGCCGUUUUGCUGGAGACUUCAGCAUAUCCAUCUGAGGCAUCUCAAGGGGAAUACAAUUGGCUGUGUCAGGUUGGAGGAGACUGGGGUUUGGAGCUAAGGUAAGAGUGCUGCAUCGAGUGGGGGUCCCCACUGGGUGAGGGCUGGAUCCUCCAGGCCCACUCGCUGAGAUGGGAAUAGGUAGCACCUAUUAUCCAAGCUUACUCAAUGCCAGGUGCUGUUCUAAAUGCUUUAUUUCCAGUCAUGGUUUUACUUCUUGACAAUAACCUGAGACAGGUAGUAUUAUCCCAUUUUACAGAUGGGAAAAGAGGGCAGGAAGAUGACAGAAGUGGGGUAUGAAUUCAUGCAGUCUGGCUUCAGUCUUCCCUCUAGCUAUCUUUGAGGCCUUGUGGCCUCUCCCGUAACAGGGGGCCAGGAGCUUUUGGACUCGGGGGCAGGGGCUAGGUUCCUGGCUUUUGAAGGGACCUGGGGUUCCUGUGCCCCCACAUCCACUGCUUCCUUCUUCUGCCCUGGUUUCCUGGCAAGUGCAGCAGAGGCGCUAUGGCAGGAAGUCCUGUGGUCAUAGCCCCCCAGACUGCAGGGACCGCCCGGAUGGGGCCCCCACACACUGCUCCUGGCCCAGGCGGUUCGGCAGGAGGCCUCUCGGCACUGCAGCCACCUUGAAUAUUGGAACCCUGACAACCUGUGUUGUGGCAGUUGCCUGCAGCACUUCGGGCCCCCGCCCUGCUCCGGUGAGGAGCUGGGAUUGUGCGUUUACCUACCUUCAGGCAGAGCUGGGGGUGAUAGGGAGGGAGGAAGGGGUGAGGUGUGUAGGGUACAGCCCAUCAAGCUUGCUCCCCUGUAGAGGAGAGGGGCCUUUAGUAGACAAAGGCGGGGAGGAGGGAACUGAACUCCCAGAGAAGGGCUAGUAGGGGUUAUGAGCAUCGCGGUGAAGAGGGGAAAGGGCCUCACUACCACACAGGAGGCAGGCUUGGUGGCACCAGUGUGAGACCUUGUUUCCUAUCAGACUCUAUAGAGUUUUUGGAAAACUGCGGCCUCAGUGAUGCCGGUGAUCAUGUAAUGCACCCCUUCAAAGAGUGUCCUCCUGGGCAGUGCAACCCCGACAAUGCAGAGCUAUGUAGCCCUUGUGGCAGCAGAGCAACGGCCCCCACUCCCACAGGGAGCCGCGGCGGAAGCCAGCGGCGCUGCAGAGAGAAGCUGGUUCCUAAGAAGGAGCCCUGUCUCCUGACACCUGGAAAGCCAAGGGUUCUUAGCUCCCAGGAGACCAGCUCACCAGAGAUUCCCGGUCUUUCGUGGACAUCUGAGCAUAAGGUCCCUCACCAGGCCUGGUGGGGUUUGAGUUUUGCCCUGUCCCUGGUGCUGGUUCUGCUCGGGACCUUGGCAAUAAUCAUGCUGGCCCUGCAAAGGCACCGUCGGCGGCGCCGCCAACAGGAGAGAGUCAUCCAAUACUCCUCUCCUGGCGUGGUUUGCAGUGAUCUCAACACCCACAUCCUCUUCUCCUUGCUCUCGUCUUCUCCCGGUUCCCUGGAGGCUUCGGAGGCAGAGGACUCAUGGAAGGAGGUCUCUCUGCCUCCAGUCCUAGGCAGGAAGCUGCUGCGUCUGGAAUCCCAGCCCCUGUCGCGCCUCCUGGACGAGCUGGAGGAGCUGGUCGUGCUGCUGGAUCCCAAGCCUGGGCCUGGUGGGGCAAUGUCUUAUGGCACCACCCGACACCUGGCUGCAAGAUACAGACUGCCUGCUGCCUGGUCCACCUUUGCCUACUCACUGCGGCCCAGUUGCUCACCUCUUCGGGCCCUGAUCGAGAUGGUGGUGGCAAAGGAGCCCUCUGCCUCUCUGGGCCAGCUUGGCACACACCUGGCCCACAUAGGACAGGCAGACGCACUGCAGGUGCUGUCCAAACUUGGUUGAUCUGGGGCUUGCCUGGCCUAGUACUCAAGAAAAAUAAAGUUUCUCUUGAAAUAA